GGAUUCAAGAUCGUCGAUGUUUUAUGAACGUUGUUUUGGUCUGUUCUGUUCGCCCUCUGGUUUGAAUGGAGAUGAGAGAAAUAUACUGCUGUAUUGAUUUCUACAGUUUGAUACAAAUACUGGUCUCAAUUGACUCUUGCAAACAGCCUUUUAUACGCGGAAUUAUGAUGCUGUUGAUGAAUUUGAAUUAUUCCAUUUCUUGAAUGUGCACCCUGGUAACGUUUCACGGAAGUGUAACGCAAAAAAAAAGGAUAUCUACGGAAAUUGAUUGACGAUAGCUAUAUGUUAUUUAGUCAGUUGGAUAACGUUAGUUUUGGAAAGUGACAUUAUUUUCCAGGAGAAAGUACAUCACUGGUAGGCACUAAUGUAAGUUAGAUGAGUUAGCUAUUUAGACAGUCAUUUAUACAAAAGCAACGUAACGAGCGUUACCCUGGCCUGAGCUGUUCAAUCACUGAGACCGACAGCUCUAGGCUAGCUAGCUAACGUUAGAUGGCGCAGCCGUCAACAAACGACGUUACCAGACAUUAGAUAGCCUACGACGUUACCAUAUUUUUCUGUUAGGCAUGCAUGUAACUUGAAAUAAACUACAAGAAGGGGUUCCCGCUGCUUUUUGGCGCUUCACACUGCCGACUUUGUCUGGUUCGAUAGACUAGUUAGUUAGCUAGCUACCUAGCUAGCUACCUUGGAUAGCAUGAGUAACUUGAAUAUCUCAUACAGUAAUCAAGGCAAAACGAUGGCAUCUCAAGGCGCGUGUCGCAGUGGGACAGGUGUCUUUUACCAAGCGAUGCCAGCUGUGGGAACUGAUGGGAGAAAUGUUAUGAAACUGAUCCCUGUUCAAAAAGUAAACGGACAGUUUGUUCGAUCACCAACAAGCACUAUGAAGGACAUCUCUGAACCUCAACGAGAUCUUACCUUGGACGUGCCAUCAAUUUCGAAGAUUAACAUGUCUACUCUGGGACCCACAGCUAGAGGACAAUCUGUGAAUAAAAGGUCAUUUUACAUGAGUACCUCUCAAAAUCCAACCAAUCUGACAGGAAUAUAUAAAUCAGUGAGCAUCCAGACUCCUAUAGUAACAACAAAAGUAGCCCAAAGUGCGUUAUCCUUGACAUCACCUGAGCUAACACUUUUGAAUAAGGAUCAGCUGCCAGUCACUGUGAAAUCUCCAGCGCUUCCAAAUGGACAAUACCUUCAAAUUCCUCCUAAUGCUCAAGUGAAAACCCUUCCAGCAUCCGCACUCCCCCCAGCCAUAAAGAGGCAGAUAUUUACUUCAUCAACGAGCUGUGCCUCAAAUUCGAAUUUGCCAAUGGUUCUUUAUGUGUCCCCUGUCCAAACCAUGAAACCGGGUGGUACUCCAUUAUGUCCAACAUUUCAGAAGGCACCCCUCUCCCUCAGCCGACUUCCAAGGCCAUCUGGCCAGACACAUUCUAAAUGCUCAUCAUCAGGCUCAACACCGUGUUCUACUACUGCUAAGGAUGGCAAAAGACCGGUCACUCCUAUUAAGUGGGUGAUUGAGGAGGCAGAUGGCUCACCUGCUCAAUGCCUUGUUCCCGUGAAUUCCUCUUCUAUGACCUCAGAUAUUUUGAAAACUCUGGCAGAGAUGGAAAAAGCCACCAAACCCUGUGAAAACACAGCAAAAAAGUGUUCACCUUCCCAAGAGAGUCAGACAAGAAUUGGCCAAGAGAAGGACAAUGCCUUAGUGAUGUACAAUGGGAAGGUGUAUUUUGUUGCCAAGAAAACCCCUGAGCUUUGUAACCGACCAUCAAAGCCCUUGGAGGCCAGUAGGAACAUGGGUGACUCCACCACACAGGCAGCAGAAAGUGUUGGAUUCAAUCAGAGAAUCAGCUUACCGCCCUCCCUACCCUUAAGCUCCUCACUUGGAUCACAAUUUUCAAAUAAAACCAGACCAGAUCCUAAACACAUUGUUAUACCAGAUGACAUCAUUGACCUCUGUGACGAUGAUCCCCAAGAUGACCUUGCAUAUCAGGCAAUAUCAACAAGGGACGUAACAAGGCAACCUUUCAGACAGUCUGAAGUCGAUGAGGAUGAAGACUCCAAUGUAAUAUUUGUCUCAUACCUUCCACCCAAAACAGUGUCUAAAGUAGCUGAAGAAGACAAGGAAAUGGCUCAUAUGCUGAAUGACUUGGAAGCUGAACAAGAAGUGUUAUGCAGUCAAGAUCAUUUGAAUGGCCAGAUAGUGGAUAAUCAGAACAAAGUAUCUGGCCUGUCAAUAGAAAAGUGUCAGAGCAUUGCCACUGCCCAAGACAUGGCAGGCUGUCAAGGUAGUGCAACAGGCCAAGAGUUGAACUCCCGCCAGCAUGACAUCACUGGUCAGUAUAGGAAAAUUCUUCAAAGAUUUCAUGGCCGUGCAACUGGAAUCCGAAUAGAGAACAUUCAAGGUAAUGCCACUAGCAAGGAAAUGGGAAGCAGUCAUCCCAGUUCCUCAACCCAAGAAAUGGGGAAUGUCCAGGAUGAUGCCACUGACCAGGGAAUUGGAAACAGCCAGCACCAUCCUGCCACGCAAGAAAUGGACAACAUUACUGGAAGUACCUCUCUACAAACAGAAAUGGAGACUCACAAAGAAAAGAGCUCAUCAGAUCCCAUCCCUGAGCAGCGGACUUCUGUGUUGGACAUGGAAUCCUUGGAAACUUGUGAUCGCCUGCUGAAACAGAUGUUUGGGAUCACAUCUGAUGUGAAAAUAUGUUUGGAGAGGAUUGACGCUAAACCCAAGGCUAUCCCUAAGGCGUUUCCUCGGAUUGGGACCACAAACAAACGUACCAUAGAGGCUAUUCGCAAAUUGUUACAGGGAUCAAACAUUUUGAUAAAAAAGAGGGAACACAAGGAAACAGAGGUCUCUGCAACUAGGAAGGAUGGUAGUUGCCCAAUAGAUGCUAAAAGACAGAAAAUAGAAAAAGUAAAAAAUGCAUCUGAAAGUUCAGAAAACACAGAGCCUCUCACCAGUCCAACUCCUCAGCUGGAAAAGCAGCCCCUCACCAAUCCAACUCCUCAGCUGGAAAAGCAGCCCCUCACCAAUCCAACUCCUCAGCUGGAAAAGCAGCCCCUCACCAGUCUAACUCCUCAGCUGGAAAAGCAGCCCCUCACCAGUCCAACUCCUCAGCUGAAAAAGCAGCCCCUCACCAGUCCAACUCCUCAGCUGGAAAAGCAGCCCCUCACCAGUCCAACUCCUCAGCUGGAAAAGCAGCCCCUCGCCAGUCCAACUCCUCAGCUGGAAAAGCAGCCCCUCACCAGUCCAACUCCUCAGCUGGAAAAGCAGCCCCUCACCAGUCCAAGUCCUCAGUUGAAAAUGCAGCCCCUCACCAGUCCAAGUCCUCAGUUGAAAAUGCAGCCCCUCGCCAGUCCAAGUCCUCCGAUGAAAAUGCAGCCCCUCGCCAGUCCAACUCCUCAGCUGGAAAAGCAGCCCCUCACCAGUCCAAGUCCUCAGUUGAAAAUGCAGCCCCUCGCCAGUCCAAGUCCUCAGUUGAAAAUGCAGCCCCUCGCCAGUCCAACUCCUCAGCUGGAAAAGCAGCCCCUCACCAGUCCAAGUCCUCAGUUGAAAAUGCAGACCCUCGCCAGUCCAAGUCCUCAGUUGAAAAUGCAGCCCCUCACCAGUCCAAGUCCUCAGCUAGACAUCUUAUCUGAUGCUGAACAUAUAUUUGGCUAUGAGGAACCGACUGUCAGUUAUCUAAUUUCCACUGCAGUUGAAACAGGGGUCCCUUCCAAACCUCUGCCAGAAAUCAAUUCAGUACAUAUUUCAAAAAGAAGCUCAAACUCACCCGUUCCAUCUGUCCACCCACAAACAAACGCUGAAGCUAUGGAUUGCGCUCCUGGGCCCUUCUGUGGCACAGCAAGCAACAUAAAGCCGAACUCUAGAAGAAGAAGGGGAAAAGGGAAAAGAUGCACAGCGUGUCCGUGUGGGGUGACUGGAACACUAGUACAAGAGAAAGCAAUGAGCUUAUCAUCCACUUCACAAGAGGAGCCUAGUUCAUCUAAACCACCAAACACCAGGUCCUCAGGGAGCAGUACCUUCGCAAUUGCAAAAUCAGCUAAACGAAAGGGUAGAAAGUCCACAAAGGCUCAAAUGGAAGAUAAAGAGCUAACAUCUGUGGAGAUCCAAUGUCCUUCAACUGUGAGUGAGCAGGGAAGUAGUACGGCUGGAGAGAUCCCAACCAGUUAUCUCUGCUCUACAGCACUCAUGGACCCUGAAGAAAUCAAGCGUCAUGAGAGAAUCAAACGACUGAAAGAACUCUUGAAGGAGAAGGAGGCUGCUCUUGCAAUGAUUAGAAAGAACAUGGGCUGAGUUGGACUGAAUUGCUUUCCAAAUUCCAAUGUGUUGCAUUGCAUAACUUCAGCCUUGUAGAACUCUUAUUUGAAUUGUCAUAUUUACAGUUAAUUCAGAAAGUAUUAUUCUAAAGCCGAUUAAAUAAAUAAAAAUCCUCAUCAAUCUACACACAGUACCCAAUAAUGACAAAGCGAAAACAUGUUUUUAGAAAUGUUUGCAAAUGUAGAAAAAUGAAAAGUAUUUAGAC
Molecule: messenger RNA, 4523 nt
Organism: Oncorhynchus tshawytscha (Chinook salmon)
Lineage: Eukaryota; Metazoa; Chordata; Actinopteri; Salmoniformes; Salmonidae
Gene: lrif1
Product: ligand dependent nuclear receptor interacting factor 1
Exons: 4
Coding region: 692-4294 (1200 amino acids)
Biological process (GO): regulation of DNA-templated transcription
Molecular function (GO): nuclear retinoic acid receptor binding
Source: RefSeq, a predicted model, not a curated record